CUUCCGGUAGGCUAACGUUACUGCCUCACAGUCGCUGGCUUGACGCUGCUGCUCCACACGGCUGCGCAUCACUACAGUGCACGGAGCUGUCAGGAAAACUCAAAGGAACAGGAGAUGAUAGAUUUGGAGAGCUGCUUUCAAGAAAACACGGUUAAACGAAGAGUGUCCAUGCCUGAAGAGGAAGGAAACGACGAAAGGCUCAAUCCUUAAGGCUGCUUGAAGUUGAUGUUGAAGGCCACUUGUUUUGGAGUUUGGUUUGAUUUCUUUACACUUACUAAUCGGCAGACUUUAUCCAGAGACAAAACUGAGGUGUUAUUUACGGAAGGAUUAUUAUAACCCUCAGUAGACCCUCUUUUUACUACGGACCUGCUGUGUGUAGAGAUUCACGUAGGUAUAGCGAGGUGCUGCAGGAGGUGUUGCUGAUGCAGAAGUGAGGAAGGAUUUGAUAAAUUAGUGGAUCUCACAGACCAUGUUUCACAGAACAAAUGAUUUCAGUUAAAUGACUGACUUUUAGGAUCGCGCCCAAGACUGAAGUCCGAACCUACAUUUCCCCCUGUGGUGCCAUCUCUAUUGUGCAAGGACUAUGCUGAUGAAGGAGUACCGCAUCUGCAUGCCUCUCACAGUGGAGGAGUAUCGGAUUGGCCAACUGUAUAUGAUCAGUAAACACAGUCAUGAACAGAGUGAACGUGGGGAGGGGGUGGAGGUGGUCCAGAAUGAGCCGUACGAGGACCCCGAGCACGGAUCAGGCCAGUUCACCGAGAAACGAAUCUAUCUCAACAACAAGCUGCCCAGUUGGGCCAGAGCAGUGGUCCCUAAGAUCUUCUAUGUUACAGAGAAGGCUUGGAACUAUUACCCAUACACUAUAACAGAGUACACGUGCUCCUUCCUGCCUAAGUUUUCCAUCCACAUAGAGACCAAAUAUGAGGACAACAAAGGGAGCAAUGAUAAUAUCUUUGGUGCUGAGCCCAAAGAUGAGGAAACGGAAGUGUGUUUUGUGGACAUCGCCUAUGAUGAGAUCCCCGAACGCCACUACAAGGAGUUAGAGGACCUGCGGUAUUUUAAGUCAAAGAAGACAAACCGAGGCGUUCUGCAGGAAGGAUGGAUCGACACCCAAGACCCCAUCAUGUGCUCCUACAAACUGGUCACAGUCAAGUUUGAAGUGUGGGGCCUGCAAACACGUGUGGAGCAGUUUGUACACAAGGUGAUCCGAGAUAUCCUGCUGUUAGGACACAGACAGGCCUUUGCCUGGGUGGAUGAGUGGAUUGACAUGACCAUGGAGGAAGUGAGAGAGUACGAGCGUGCCACACAGGAAGCCACCAACCUGAAGAUCGGCACCUUCCCCCCUGCCAUCUCCAUCACCGAGACGCCGCUGCCAUCCAGCAACCGCAGCGGCCCCAACAGUGCCCCGUCCACUCCCCUCUCCACCGAAGCCCCUGAGUUCCUGUCAGUCCCAAAGGAGCGUCCCAGGAAGAAGUCCGCUCCGGAGACGCUGACCCUGCCAGAUCCGGGCCGCAGAGAUUCAAUCUUCAAACUACCCAGCUUUUUCUCCUGGAACUCCAGUCCGCAGCCUGAAUGAGGGCGGGGCUGUGCCACUGGUGAACGCCCUCGACCUAUGGAUCACUGGAGGAUGCCUGCCCAGCACACCCCACGAGGCCCCCCAACCAGCUGAAGUGAAGGAGACCUUUCACUGUCCUGGAGAUCCCAGACCCCCUCAGCAGACUAGCCGGUGUUACAGCAAAGCUAAUAGCUCUCAGACUGCAUUUACAGGUAUAGAAAGGCAGUCUGGCUUCCACAGCAAAAAGUCCUAGGAGGUGUAAAGGCAUAGUGCCUCACAUCGAGAGUCCAGAAGCAGCUGGAGGCUCCUCUUUCUUCUCUCCUCCUCAGAAAACAGCCAUCAGCAGCAUGCAUCAGACAGUAUGGAGUCCAAUUAGCCCGACUGAGUGUAGCGUAUAUUCCUUAAAAUGUUUGAUUUCACAGAGCAUCACCUUGUCUUUAUUCAAGCUCAGGGUGUUUUGACAAAAUAUGUUGAGAUUCAGUCACUGCACAUAAACUUUACAUGUACAGAUUAUUAGUAUUUACUUUUAAACAUCAGUCUGGCUUUGUUAAUUGGAGCUUGUGGUUUGACAUAUUGUAUUUAUGUGGUUGGGACCUUUAGACAGCUUUUGAAGGCAGGUGUAGGGCGAUUGUGUAUUGUUGUAUAUAAAGUACAGUAUGAACAUUACGUAACCAGUGAAAUGUCAGUAUUUCUAAUAGAAUAUCAUAUCCAGUGAUGCUGCUGCUAUGAAACUGCUUGUGUAUUGUAAAGGGCAGGACUAUCUUCAGGUCUAUAUCUCUGAUUGUUUAUUAUAGUGGUUCUGUCAGCCAUGACUUCUGUAAUUGACGUGUGUAAUUGCAUGAUUUUGACUGCAUAAUCUGGUUUUGAAUCUCUGUGGACUUUGUUCUCUCAGCCUCACUUGUGUUUUUACAGACUGGUCAUGUGAUUUGUAUGUUGCUUUGGUGCUUUUUUCCCCAUUUCAUUCAAUGUUGAUUGUUUCGGUAAAUGGAAAUAGAUUAAAUACCGUUGUAUCCAUAA
Messenger RNA from Monopterus albus (swamp eel), 2572 nucleotides. It is a transcript of the gene pitpnc1a, whose product is annotated as phosphatidylinositol transfer protein cytoplasmic 1a. Gene Ontology annotation, molecular function: phosphatidylinositol binding; phosphatidylinositol transfer activity. Gene Ontology annotation, biological process: phospholipid transport. The record is from RefSeq and is a predicted model, not a curated record. Gene Ontology annotation, cellular component: cytoplasm. The transcript has 9 exons. Lineage: Eukaryota; Metazoa; Chordata; Actinopteri; Synbranchiformes; Synbranchidae. The coding region runs from base 584 to 1576 and encodes 330 amino acids.